Messenger RNA from Salvia hispanica, 1886 nucleotides. RefSeq lists its product as uncharacterized. Gene Ontology annotation, cellular component: endoplasmic reticulum. Gene Ontology annotation, biological process: ubiquitin-dependent protein catabolic process. The record is from RefSeq and is a predicted model, not a curated record. Gene Ontology annotation, molecular function: ubiquitin protein ligase activity. Lineage: Eukaryota; Viridiplantae; Streptophyta; Magnoliopsida; Lamiales; Lamiaceae.
AGUGUCCAUUUAUACUAUUGAAUCUUUUGUUUUUUGGUGGAUUUUUCGUCGGUUACAAUCUCUGUAGCUUGUUUUGUUCCUCCCCUAUUCACUAGAUUUUUGCGAUUUGGUUGACCCGGAUAAGUUCAUCAGCUGACCGGAAAAUCAAUUUUGAUUAUUGUUGAGCAUUUUUUGCAAUUGAAGUUAGGGUUUUGAUUGUACCAAACUGUUUAAUUGACCAGUUUGAUUUCUGGGUAUCGUAUAUCUAGACUCGAUGUAUGUGCGUGUUAUUGGCUGAAAUUAGGGUUUCAAUGAUUUGGGGAAAUUCGUUCCUUUCAUUUGUUUGAGAGCUGGGUGCCUGAGUUUUGGGUUGUUCUGUUGAAUUUUUUUUGUUGUGUUGGGUGAAUUCUGCAAUGGCUGAAGAGAAUGCUAAUACGAUGAACCUCGAUCUCAAUUUGGAGCCGGUUGAUAAUUCUAGUGAUGGUGGUGAGCCUCUCUCGGGAUCAUAUCCUAUUGUUGCGAUGAACUUGGAGGAUUGGUUAGAAAGUCCAAUUCAUCGCGUUAGGGAUGCCGUAAGGCAGAGAAAUCAUAGGUGGCGGCCGUUGUGGAGGCAACUCCCAAUCCCCCCGGAAACAAGGAACCUUGCUUUGGAAUUGAUUAGUGGGAAUGCACCACAGACUGGUGAGGGUAGUGUAGCCUCUGAGGAUAGGCCUAUUGAGGCAGCUAAGAUAUGUGAGAACACGACUGGUUCUCCUGAGGACGAGGAUCUUGGUAAGAAGAAAGAUGGUGGUAAGAGUAAUGGUGACGAGGGGGGUUUCUUUGAUUGCAACAUAUGCUUAGAUUUGGCCAAGGAUCCUGUUGUCACUUGCUGUGGCCACUUGUUUUGCUGGCCAUGUCUUUACCGUUGGUUGCAUCAUCACUCCGAAGCCAAGGAGUGCCCCGUGUGCAAGGGAGAGGUCACCACUAAGAAUGUGACGCCUAUAUAUGGCCGUGGCAACAUUGUCCGAGACCAAGAUAUUGAUUCUAGCCUCAAGAUCCCUCUUAGGCCCCAUGCCCGGCGGAUUGAGAGCUGGAGGCAGACUAUACAGAGGACUGCAACAGCCUUCACUAUCCCUGUUGAGGAGAUGAUUAGGCGUCUUGGGAGUGCUUUCGACCUAAACCGGGAGCUGGCUCAGAUACAGUCCCGACACCCUGAUGGCCUCCAUGACUCACCUGAGAGAAGUACGGCUUUACUCAAUCGUUUCUUGACUUCUAGAGGAAUUCGCAGAGAGAGAACUCCGCCGCUCCCACUUGAUGAUGUGAUUGACCUGACUGAGAGCAGCCCCCCGAGCUACGAGAUGAGGGAGAGGGAGCUCAGGGAGGGGAAUAGGGAGAUGGAAAGAGAGAGGGAGAGGGAUAGCCGUCGUCUCACAUCAUUGCUGCUUCGCAGAUCAAGUUCUCAUCGAGCUGCUUCUUUGUCCAAUCUCACAUCUGCAAUCAACGCUGACUUUGAGUCAUUUCUCCAGAGCGAUCCGGUGGAGAGGAAUCUGGAGAGGCCUCCUCGGAUGGUGGACGAUAGGGAUUCUGUGUCCAGCAUUGCUGCUGUAAUACACUCUGAGAGCCAAACUGUGGACAAUGCCAUAGAAAUCAAUUCCAGGGUGGCGCUCUCGACUUCGUCUUCAAGGAGGAGAAACGAUGCUUCUAGAAUCUCCGACGUUGACAGCGGGGAUUCGCGGGCCCCGAGGCGGAGGAGGCUCAACUGAAGUUGUGAUGAUGGUGUCUUCUCAAGAGUUGGUAUAUAACCAGAGGGAUUUAGAUAUGUUUUAACAUUCAAUUUGUGUUUCUAAGUGUUUACAGUGGAGGUUUUUUUACCUACGAGAACUAUUAACUAUAUACAAUCAUGUUUCUGAGUUUUGUUCCUAGCUUAA